Molecule: messenger RNA, 2678 nt
Organism: Myzus persicae (green peach aphid)
Lineage: Eukaryota; Metazoa; Arthropoda; Insecta; Hemiptera; Aphididae
Exons: 5
Coding region: 502-1260 (252 amino acids)
Source: RefSeq, a predicted model, not a curated record
AACGAUCACGGCGCGUACCUAUUAUAAUAGUAGGGGUCACGAUCGCGUUCGUCGGCUCCGGCGCAGAACACCACCAGAGCACCAGCCAUCCGAAGUCCAAGCCGGUCGUUGACUCCUCCGCGUGCGCGUUACUCUUGUCAAAAACACACGUCGUCGUCGUCGCCGCAAAGUUCCUGCGAAAAAUUUGAAAAAUAAAAAUAAAAACACCCGUACCGUUGUUGGACGUGCGCGUGUGCACCGCGACGACAAUCCGCCGCGGGGCCGCAAAACGGAAAACACGCGCGCGCGCGACCACAUACGACAACCGCGCGUAGCGCAGUAGCAGUUGGUCGUCCACCUCGCGCGUAUACACGGGACAUGACCGCUAUAGUAGCUGUCGUCCAGCCUGACCGCUCGUAACCUCUCGUUACAAACGCCGCCGAUACAGCAGCUGAAGCAGCUACCGUCACCGGCGCACCGUCGUCACGUCGAGUCGAACGGACGCCAGCGAUCUCUGUCACCAUGACUGUCGCCGGCAAAGGAGUUCCUAGUCACCACCACCGGUCGUCGUCUUUCAAGUUAUUGCGUAUGGUUUUUGUUUUAUCCUUGUGCAAGUAUACGAGGGCUGAACUUUGUGGCGGCAAUGGUGAAUCGUUGAAAUACUUGCGGGGCGAUGCGCUCACCGAUAAUUUGGAUUGCAUCGGUCCCAAUGGUAAACCUUAUCCUGAGUCGAUAGUAGCCGGCACUUAUAGGCGCACCCACAACUGGGGAUCAUCAAGGACAGGGCGUGAUGCUUUUCACGCAGACUCAAAACCCAGUCCCGAAACUGUACGAGAAACACUGCUCAAAACAUAUAAAAUUAAUAAUCACAACGAAGAUUACACUAUCAGUAGAACUGCUCGAGAAUAUGGAUCAACACCAGCCAAUCGUGAACUGUGUCAAACGCCGAACAGGCUGUGCCGUACCAGAUACAAUACGACUGCACCCAUGUACGGUGUGUCGCUGACGUCUGGCCAACCUGUGACUAUCGUUCAAAAAUUCCCGGAUCUAUUACAACAAGUUGUUUACGAAGUUUGCGAAUCAAAUGAGUGUGACAUGGUCAGAGGGGAGUGUACACAAACGUACGUACCAUACUUGUUCCUGGUAAUACCUUUGGGACCGGUGACGCUGACCGGCCAGGAUUACGUUCUCGUGGAAAGUGGAUGUGUAUGCAAACCAAAGGGCUCCAGGUCCACCUCACACGAAUUGGUAUCUACUAUUCCGGCAAUGCCUCGUCCUUAGAGUGCGUUUAUAGAUACAUAUGACCGCUGCAGAUGUUUAAACGUCAUCGUAUACCUACAUAAUAUAGAAGAAAAUACACCUCGCCGUUUAUACUAUAUUUGUCUAUAUUUAUAUCAUAUCAUAUUAUUGUCGUGUACAAUAUAGUCCAUAUUAUUGUAUAUUAUAUUAUAUACAAUACUAAAAUGUCGUAUUAUAUUACUAUAUAUGGGUACUAUUCAAUAAGUUCAUGAGAAUCGUUUAAAAAAAACGAAUGCCUCGUUAACUCCAUGACGUAACACACCUCUACUUAUAAUAUGUUUUUCGUCUCUAUCUGAUUAUUGUUUAGGUACCCAUAUACACGUAUACGCGUGUACUUUUACGUUUACGCGUGAAUAUGAGUAGGUACAGUAGCGUCACGCAUUUUUUAUUUUUAUUAUUGGGGCCAACAUUGAAGUUAUAUCCACCCGCAUCCAUCCCUGAAAACUUAACACCAAUAUACAUGACUAGGAUUAUGUAAUAGAAAGUCUGCCCACUCACCUAAAAAAAUAUAUGCAAGGGGCAACUCUGCAAUAUACCCCUCGGAAAUAAGAAUUCUCAUGACGCAACUGUAUAUUGUACAUAUGUUUGGUAUAUUUUAUUAUUAUAAUGAUGAUAUAAAUUACAUGAUUUUUAUUUAUAUAAUAUAAUGCUCAACUUAUGUAUUGGCGCCAAAAAUGUUUAAUUUAUUACGCGUAUACAAAAUAGAUUUUGUGUAAUACUGUGUUUGUCGUAGGUACUGUAAGUGAUUAUUUUACAUUAACAGCUGGAAAGCGGUUUUUAAUUUAUUUAUGUGAUACUGUAUUAACUCAUUUAAUGUGUAAAAUAAUAAGUUAGUUUAGUUAAUAAUAUUAAGAUAAAUAAUCUUAAAUUUAAAUUAAUAUUUUUUACCAAAGUAUAUCUUGUAUUAUAGAGAAAAUAUAUUAUUAACAUUUCAACUGACCAAGAAAUCAGAUUCAAUUACCUACAUUAUAAUAAUAUGAUUACAUGAUACACAUUUUUUUUAAGAAUUGUAAAACUCUAGUGGUAAAGUAGGUACCUUAUAAAAAUAUAAAAGUAGUAGUAUAUUAUAUAACUGUACACUAUUAUAAAGGCAAUAAAUACUUAAAGAGAUUGACAAUUAUACACAGUAUACACUAUACCUAGGCAUAUUUAUAAUGUAGAUUGUAGGUACACGUACACGCUCAAUAAUCUGAAGAAAUAGACAUGGCCUACAAUAAUGUCUUACAUGAGCAUUUUAUUGCAUUUUAUUGCAUUUAUAUAAUUUGUAUAUGUAUAUAAAAGUAGUUAAUUCGAUAGUAAAUAAAAAUGUACAGUAGGUGCUUUUUGUCAUUUAUUAUUAAUGAAUUAUAUAUAAGUAUUUAUAUGUAAGCAGAUAAAAAAUAAAAUUAUGCUUGAUAAAA